CCAUGACACACGUCCAUCUCUCACAUUAACUCACUCAUUAAUCAUUAUUAUUCACUCUUUCUAGCUACCUCCUCUAAUUCAUAAUUAUUUUAAUCUCAUUAUGCUCAAGUCCAAGCCAACAACACUUCUUCUCAUAACACUCGCUUCGUUAUUCUUAUUCCAAAGCUCACUCUCUUCUUUCUCUUUCUUCACAGAGACCUCUCUGGUCCCAUGGGUUGGCCCUUGUUGGGUUCUCUACCUCAAAUGGGUUCCCUGGCACACGCAAAACUCGCUUCCAUGGCUACAAACUUGAAGGCGAAGAGGCUCAUGGCGUUGAGUCUUGGCUCCACACCGGUUAUCAUAAGCAGUCAUCCUGAAACCGCAAGGGAGAUUCUCUUCGGUUCUUCAUUCUCCGAUCGACCAAUCAAAACUUCUGCAAAAACCCUAAUGUUCGAGCGCGCCAUUGGUUUCGCCCCUUCCGGAACCUACUGGCGCCACCUCAGAAGAAUCGCCGCUUUCCACAUGUUCUCUCCUAAAAAUAUUCAGAGCUUGGAGAAUCUGCGGCAUCGCCUGGCUUCUGAGAUGGCGGUGAAAGCAAUGGGGAUGAUGGAGGAGAAAGGGUUUGUGGAAGUUCGUAGUGUGUUUCAGGAAGGCUCUCUUAGCAACAUUCUGGAGAGUGUGUUUGGUUCUUCUUCGUUGAUUAGUGAGGAGUUGGGAGAUAUGGUGAAAGAAGGGUAUGAAUUAAUCCAUAUGUUUAACUUGGAAGAUUAUUUUCCAUUGUUGAAGUUUGUGGACUUUUAUGGUGUGAAGAGAAGGUGUCACAGAUUGGCCAGUAAGGUUAAAAGUGUGGUUGGUAACAUUGUGGAUCAAAGAAAAAAGUGUCCCCAAUCGUUGCUUCGGAACAAUCACGAUUUUCUUAGCACUUUGCUUUCACUUCCUAACAAGGAAGAAAGCUUAGCUGAUUCGGAUAUGGUCGCUAUUCUUUGGGAAAUGAUAUUUAGAGGAACAGACACAGUGGCCAUAUUACUGGAAUGGAUCAUGGCAAGGAUGGUACUUCACCAGGACAUACAAAUGAAAGCCCGCCAAGAGAUUGACACGUGUGUUGGCCAAAAUGGUCACGUGCAAGACUCCGACAUUCCCAACCUCCCUUACCUUCAGGCCAUAGUCAAAGAGGUACUCCGCUUGCACCCGCCGGGCCCAUUGCUAUCAUGGGCCCGCCUAGCUGUUCAUGAUGUCCACGUGGACAAAGUCUUUGUGCCAGCUGGCACAACCGCAAUGGUUAACAUGUGGGCUAUAUCGCAUGACUCUUCUAUAUGGGAAGAGCCUUGGGCUUUUAAGCCCGAACGAUUCAUGAAGGAAGAUAUAUCCAUUAUGGGCUCAGACUUGAGGCUAGCACCGUUUGGUGCAGGGCGUAGGGUGUGCCCGGGGAGAGCGUUGGGCUUAGCCACUGUCCAUAUCUGGCUUGCACGGCUUCUCCACCAUUUCGUGUGGCUUCCCACGGCACAACCCGUGGAUCUUUCCGAAAAUCUCAGGCUUUCUCUCGAGAUGAAGACACCUUUGCGUUGCCGACUGGUUCCUAGACAUAACUACGUAAGCCCUUAAGCCCAAAUGUGCACAAAUUGGAACGUUCUUGUGUUCAUCUAUUAUAGCUUGUCAUGUUAUUCCAUAUUUAUCUCUCUUACUAUAUGCCCCUACUAAAAUAUUUCUAUCUCAUUAUGAAACUCAUCUCUAAGUUUUAUCCUCUAUUUUCCCCUAGCUAUUAUUAGAUUAUUAGAUACAGGACCCCGACCUAGCUAGCUAAGUUAGUCUUUAGUAUUUGAAUAAAUAUGCGAGUUUGGCAGAAAUUAAUGUACGGAUUAAGAGAAGAGAUUACGUGUCCCUUUAAACUUGUAAAAUGUAAAUUACUGUAUGCAAUGAAGUUGUUCUGUAGUUUCUUCUCCAAUAAUACAUGAUCUUUCUCCUCUC
This is a messenger RNA of Arachis ipaensis, 1944 nucleotides long. RefSeq names its product cytochrome P450 78A5. Gene Ontology annotation, molecular function: monooxygenase activity; oxidoreductase activity, acting on paired donors, with incorporation or reduction of molecular oxygen; heme binding. The record is from RefSeq and is a predicted model, not a curated record. NCBI's taxonomy places the organism in Eukaryota, Viridiplantae, Streptophyta, Magnoliopsida, Fabales, Fabaceae.